Messenger RNA from Miscanthus lutarioriparius, 990 nucleotides. The record is from the annotation of a GenBank genome assembly. Lineage: Eukaryota; Viridiplantae; Streptophyta; Magnoliopsida; Poales; Poaceae.
AUGCCGCACGCCAAGACGGACUCGGAGGUGACGAGCCUGGCGCCGUCGUCGCCGCCGCGGUCGCCGCCACGGACCCGCGGGGCCGUGUACUACGUGCAGAGCCCGUCCCGAGACUCGCACGACGGCGAGACGAAGACAGCGACGUCCGUGCACUCCACCCCCGCGCUGAGCCCCAUGGCGUCGCCGCGGCACUCGCACUCGUCCGUGGGCAGGGACUCCUCCUCCAGCCGCUUCUCGGGGCACCACAAGCGCAAGGCCGACAAGGGACACGGCAACAGCAACAAGGGCGCGCCGGGCGGCAAGGGGUGGCAGGAGAUCGGCGUGAUCGAGGAGGAGGGCUUCAUGGACGACGAGGAGGAGCACACCCGGAUCGUGCCCCGCAAGUGCUACUACUUCCUCGUCUUCGUGCUCAGCUUCGUGGCGCUCUUCUCCUUCUUCGCGCUCGUGCUGUGGGGCGCCAGCAGGUCGCAGAAGCCGCACAUCGUGAUGAAGAGCAUCCGCUUCGACAACUUCAUCAUCCAGGCCGGCACCGACGCGUCGCUCGUGCCCACCGACAUGGCCACCACCAACUCCACCGUCAAGUUCACCUACCGCAACAAGGGCACCUUCUUCGGGAUCCACGUCACCGCCGACCCGUUCCAGCUCUCCUACAGCCAGCUCACGCUCGCGUCCGGAGACCUGAACAAGUUCUACCAGGCUCGCAGCAGCAGCCGCACCGUGAGCGUCGCCGUGGUCGGGAACAAGGUGCCGCUGUACGGCGGUGGCCCGACGCUGACGGCGGCGCCGGGGGCGGGCGGCAAGGGGGCGCAGGCGAGCACCACGGUGGCGUCGGUGCCCAUGGCGCUGAGGACGACGCUGCACUCGCGGGCCUACGUGCUGGGCGCGCUGGUGAAGCCCAAGUUCACGCUCGCCGUCGAGUGCAGGGUGCUCAUGAACCCCAGCAAGCAGAACAAGCCAAUCUCGCUCGAGAAGGCCUGCCACUAUUCAUAA